CACCAUUCUCCCGGCAACAAGAUCACCCGACUAAAGAGUAGAGUGGACUUGUUCUUCUCCACCUGUCUUCUGUCCUCUGUCUUCUGUCUCGUCUUCUCGUCUCCUCCCUCCCUCAACCUCCUCUCGACCUCUCCUCUUCUCCACGCUCCACAACGAGCUGCUGGCUGCUCGACGUGUCACUUCGUCCUCUCUCGCCCCCCUCUUGCGAUCGAGCCUGGCCUGGUUGCCCUUCCACUUGCCUGUACAUCAUUCUCCACCGACAGGCGUCUCGAAGCCGCCCGUCCUUCCACCGCCCCCCACCCUCGCCUGCUUUGUACAACCCUCCCUUGAGCUUAUCGCCUUUCACGCCCUCACAUCGAGCUCGCAUCAUGACGGCCCCUAGCAGAAUUCCUACCGUUGGCAAGUUCAAGCGAGCCAAGAACGCUUCGGAUGCCCUCAACACGACCCGCGCCCUCGCUGACCCGGGGUAUGCAUACGCGGUCCUUGACGCGUAUGUGCGCGGCAAGUUUGCCCGCGGCCGCAACAAAUACCAGAUCCAGCACAAGCUCGAUUCGCUCGAGCGCAGGAUGCCCCACUUUGCGGCCGACUUUCACGCCGUGCGCGCCAACACUGGCCUGGCUCCCAGCCGUCUCCUCCCUCCCGCCCCGCCUCCCCCAUACUCGAAAGAGUGCUCUUGUGCAUGCACGUGCGGCGCCCUGCCAGGCGGCACGAUCGGGGAAGCGCACGACGACUCGCCGAGCGACACGCCGCUCACGACUCCCGGUGUGCAUGACGCGCCAGUCGGGCCCCUGGCAGCGCCCCCCGGCUCGCCAAGCGGAUCGGAGACGUCCGUCUCCCGCGCCCUCUCGCCCACCGGCGAGCUCGUGAUCUGCGCGCUUUCCGGCAACCUCCACACGGCGGCAUCAUCAUCCGUAGACCUCCGCGGCACGGGCACGGGCACAGCCACCCCGACUGUGCCGUACGAACCGUUCGCGAAUCCGAACCCCAUGCCAAGGCCCUACUGGCUGCGCGGGGGCGGCCGCAACCGCUCCAUGUCCGUGCAGGCGCUGGGCAGCCGCUCCGUGGCGGCCUUGACGGCCGCGAGCGCGAGCACGACCAACCUCGGCGGCGUGCCUAUGGCCGCGUCGGCUUCGGCGGGUCGCUAGAUCCGCGCGAAGCGCAGAGCGGAACACACGAGGGCGCGUCAGAAUCUGGCAAUGACAUCUCGAAUCUUGGGCAUUUCGGGGCGGGCAGGCUUGUGCAGUACACUGGCCACCCCCUCCUCCUCGGCAUAGACGUGGCGUUCGGUACAUCCGGGCGCAAAAUGUGACGGUACAGCAUGGAUUGUAGUUGUUGUAAAUAGAUGUGAAGAGUAGGUCUUGCG
This is a messenger RNA of Cutaneotrichosporon oleaginosum, 1363 nucleotides long. RefSeq lists its product as uncharacterized. NCBI's taxonomy places the organism in Eukaryota, Fungi, Basidiomycota, Tremellomycetes, Trichosporonales, Trichosporonaceae. The record is from RefSeq and is a predicted model, not a curated record.